Hemicordylus capensis (graceful crag lizard) is the source of this 1657-nucleotide messenger RNA. RefSeq names its product golgi phosphoprotein 3 like (gene GOLPH3L). Bases 207 to 1064 code for a protein of 285 amino acids. Lineage: Eukaryota; Metazoa; Chordata; Lepidosauria; Squamata; Cordylidae. Gene Ontology annotation, cellular component: Golgi cisterna; trans-Golgi network; cytosol. Gene Ontology annotation, molecular function: phosphatidylinositol-4-phosphate binding. Gene Ontology annotation, biological process: retrograde vesicle-mediated transport, Golgi to endoplasmic reticulum; Golgi vesicle budding; Golgi to plasma membrane protein transport. The transcript has 5 exons. The record is from RefSeq and is a predicted model, not a curated record.
AACACACACACCAGGGUAGGUUUCCCAGGGAGACCAGGAAGCUGAGCUGGAGGGAGUGUAUUUUCCUCCUCCCCCUUCUUCCUCUUUGUAGAUGAACCAGGAAGUAAAGUUUUGUCUCUCCAGCUUUUAAAAUUAAGAAAAGCAAGAAGAAGGCGUCAGAACUGGAGGAAGGAAGAAUAGAGUGAUACAAACUCCACGAAGUAACCAUGACAACGUUAAUUCACCGAGGGCGGCGUGCGGAUGUCGGGAGGAGCGGCGAGAAGCGACCAGAGGGCGAGGAGGACGCUGAAUUAGACCAGAGCUUGGGCGAGGAGGAUUCUGGCGACUGCAAAGACAUCCGCCUCACGCUCAUGGAGGAAGUCCUGUUGCUAGGACUGAAGGACAAAGAGGGCUAUACGUCUUUCUGGAAUGACUGCAUCUCUUCCGGACUGCGGGGGGGCAUCCUCAUUGAGCUGGCAAUGAGAGGAAGGAUACAGCUUGAGCCACAAACGAUGCGGAAAAAGCGGCUGCUGGACCGGAAGGUCCAUCUAAAAUCUGAUGCCCCGACUGGGGAUGUCCUCUUGGACGAAACACUCCGCCACCUCAAAGCCACGGAGUCUCCCGAGACUGUGCAGACCUGGAUUGAGUUGCUGACAGGCGAAACCUGGAACCCCUUCAAGCUGCAGUACCAGCUGCGCAACGUCCGCGAGCGGAUCGCCAAGAACCUGGUGGAGAAGGGCAUCUUGACGACCGAGAAGCAGAACUUCCUCCUCUUCGACAUGACCACCCACCCGGUCACCAACACCACGGAGAAGCAGCGCUUGGUGAAGAAGCUCCAGGAGAGCGUUCUAGACCGGUGGGUCAACGACCCCCACCGCAUGGACAGGAGGACCUUGGCGCUGCUAGUCCUGGCCCACGCGUCCGACGUGCUGGAGAAUGUCUUCGCUAACCUGGUGGAUGAGAAAUACGACGUGGCCAUGAACAGGUCCAAGGACCUGCUAGAUAGGGACCCUGAGGUGGAGGCGGCUAAAGCGACCGGCAUGGAGAUGAUCUGGGCUGUCCUGGCAGCCUUCAACAAGUCCUAAGUCUUCCGGGCAAAAGAACGGCUGGUUGGAACGAGCUUCACCUUUUCUCUCUAGGAAUGGACUCUAUGGAAUCUUCCCCUGCUCCUGAGCAGGGAGCGUUAGGGGCUCUCCUCUUGCCACGCCCACCCCAAACGCUGGGCAUGGUGGACAACGUUCUCUGAUAGGAAUGCCUGUACCUUUGCCACCAUCACCACUUUUCCUUGGAUUUGGGGACUGCUGGAUUGCAAGAAAGAGCAAAUAAUUGUUUGUGUCUCUUGUCCCGCCCCGCCCACACCCAAUUUUUUCCCUACUUAUCAAGCUAAAUGAAGGUCUGUGUCUGAUAGAACUGGAUUGAGCCAUGUUACUUUUUCUUUCUCUCUCUCUUUCUCUUUGAAAGCAUUUCCCCCCCCCCAUUCCUUUUUUGUGUGUUAGUGGGGGGUGGAUUUCCGUCUGUGUGCGAUGUAUGGGUCUUGUUCAGUUUUGGUUCUGUUUUUGUUUUAUCCUACAGGAUUCGGUUUCGCCCAGUCUCAUGUUUUGAUCCGAGUUGCUUCAACUCUUGUGCUGUACUCCUUGUGUGUGUUGAAAAAGAGCAUUACAGCACAAUCUCUAUGCAA